AUGGGGGCUGGCGGCUGCGAUCCGCCGACUGGCGACGUGGAAGAGGAUGCCUCGCAGCUCAUCUUCCCCAAAUACUUUGAAACAGCUGAGACCCUUCUGAACUCCAAAGUUCACAUGCUUCUGGAGCAUCGGAAGCAGCAGAAUGAGAGUGCAGAGGAUGAGCAGGAGCUCUCUGAGGUCUUCAUGAAAACCUUAAGCUACACUGCCCGUUUCAGCCGCUUCAAAACCAGAGAGACCAUUGCCAGUGUCCAUAGCUUGCUUCUUCAGAAAAAGCUACAUAAGUUUGAGUUGGCUUGUUUGGCCAGCCUUUGCCCAGAGACUGCUGAGGAGUCCAAGGCUCUGAUCCCAAGCCUGGAAGGGCAUUUUAAAGAUGAGGAACUGCAGCAGAUUCCUGAUGACAUGCAGACCAAGCGUAGCUUCCAGUACUGA
This is a messenger RNA of Jaculus jaculus (lesser Egyptian jerboa), 429 nucleotides long. Its product is annotated as DNA-directed RNA polymerase II subunit RPB4-like. The transcript has a single exon. Bases 1 to 429 code for a protein of 142 amino acids. NCBI's taxonomy places the organism in Eukaryota, Metazoa, Chordata, Mammalia, Rodentia, Dipodidae. Gene Ontology annotation, biological process: mRNA export from nucleus in response to heat stress; transcription initiation at RNA polymerase II promoter; nuclear-transcribed mRNA catabolic process, deadenylation-dependent decay. Gene Ontology annotation, cellular component: RNA polymerase II, core complex; P-body. Gene Ontology annotation, molecular function: nucleotide binding; translation initiation factor binding. The record is from RefSeq and is a predicted model, not a curated record.